This is a messenger RNA of Diceros bicornis minor, 939 nucleotides long. RefSeq names its product olfactory receptor 10P1-like. Lineage: Eukaryota; Metazoa; Chordata; Mammalia; Perissodactyla; Rhinocerotidae. Gene Ontology annotation, biological process: G protein-coupled receptor signaling pathway. Gene Ontology annotation, cellular component: membrane. Gene Ontology annotation, molecular function: G protein-coupled receptor activity; olfactory receptor activity. Bases 1 to 939 code for a protein of 312 amino acids. The transcript has a single exon. The record is from RefSeq and is a predicted model, not a curated record.
AUGGCUAAGGAAAAUCAGACUCUACCUGCAUUCCUCCUUCUGGGAUUCUCUGACCUCAGGGCCCUGAAGGGCCUCCUGUUCUGGGUAGUGCUUCUGGUCUACCUCGUCACCUUGCUGGGUAACUCUGUGAUCAUCCUCCUCACGCAGACAAGCCCUGCCCUGCACUCACCCAUGUACUUCUUCCUGUGCCACCUCUCGGUGGUGGAGCUCCUCUAUACCACACACAUCCUGCCCAGGACCUUGGUUGACCUGGCUUCCCUGCACCCCCGGACCAUCUCCUUCCAGGGCUGUGCAGCCCAGAUGUACAUCUUCAUUGUCCUAGGCAUCUCAGAGUGCUGUCUGCUCACGGCCAUGGCCUACGACCGCUACGCCGCCAUCUGCCAGCCCCUGCACUACCCCAGCCUCAUGAACUGGAGGGCCUGCGUCGCCAUGGUGGGCACCUCCUGGCUCAUGGGCAUCAUCACAGCCACCACCCAUUCCUCCCUCAUCUUCACUCUGCCUUUCCUCAGCCAUCCAAUCAUCCCACACUUCCUCUGUGACAUCCUGCCCGUCCUGAGGCUGGCAAGUGCUGGGAAGCACAGAAGCGAGAUCUCUGUGAUGACAGCCACUGUGGUCUUCAUCAUGAUCCCCUUCUCUCUGAUUGUCACCUCUUACGCCCGCAUCCUGAGUACCAUCCUGGCAACGGCCUCCACCCAGAGCCGCCGCAAGAUCUUCUCUACCUUCUCCUCCCACCUGCUCGUGAUCUUCCUCUUCUUUGGAACAGCCAGCAUCACCUACAUCCGGCCCCGGGAAGGCUCCGCUGUCACCACGGACCGUGUCCUCAGCCUUUUCUAUACAGUCAUCACACCCAUGCUCAACCCCAUCACCUACACCCUUCGGAACAAGGAGGUGGCAGGAGCCCUGCGGCACAAGGUGAAGACACAGGUCUCCUCACCAUGA